Molecule: messenger RNA, 873 nt
Organism: Morone saxatilis (striped sea-bass)
Lineage: Eukaryota; Metazoa; Chordata; Actinopteri; Moronidae
Product: cytochrome b5
Exons: 2
Coding region: 293-673 (126 amino acids)
Cellular component (GO): intracellular membrane-bounded organelle; membrane
Molecular function (GO): heme binding
Source: RefSeq, a predicted model, not a curated record
AUAACACGCAUGCCAUUGGUCUGUUACACAUGUGAGCUGAUGUGCCGGGUUAGGCUGUUUUUUGAUUUCGUAACCCAACAUCGUGUAGCAUUCGUGUUGUUAUACUGGUUUUUUUUAAUGUUAGCUCGUCUCCCCGGCGGCAUUAGGAGCUUUAGAGGACAACUAACCGCGUUCAAACACGGUGGAAACUGACCUGGAAGUAGCUAACUAACGUUACAUCCAUACCUGGCUAACAGAGGCUAACGUUAGCUAACCGCUCAGUCUAUAUAAGGUUGUUAGCGUUAUCGUUACAAUGGAUGAGGAAAUCAACGAAAACCUCAAUAAGCAAUGCAGUGGAGCCGCCAGUGCCACCAGUGUGGAGGAAAACGGCGAAACGGUGGAAGGCGGUGUAACAUAUUACACAUUAGAAGAAGUAAGAGUGCAUAAUAUAUGCAACGACACAUGGCUCAUCAUCCACGAUAAAAUAUAUGACAUCACAACUUUCCUCGAAGAGCAUCCGGGAGGUGAGGAGGUUUUGCUGGAGCAGGCAGGCGCAGAUGCCACAGAGAGCUUUGAGGAUGUGGGUCAUUCUACAGAUGCCAGGGAGAUGCUCCAGCAGUACUUCAUCGGGGAACUUCACAUGGUAAGAUUGGGCCUCUUCUUAGCUAUGAAAAACCUGUUUUCCUGCCUGUAGUGUUUUUACAUGAUGUCCAUAUCCUUCUGUCAAAUACAGAAGUUAUAAUAAAUCGUCAGCAUUGCUUAAAUCUAUCCUAUUCAAGCUGUAAUUAAUCUGUGUCACCAGAUUUCUUUAGGAAAAAAAAGUAGACAUUUGUUGCACAAAACGUUGCUUGGAGUCACAAGAUGGUGCUAUGCGAUAAUUAGGGUUUUACAUGC